CUCGGGCACGGAGGAUAUGACGUUUGUAUUUGUUUGGUUGGAUAUAUACGCUGAAGAGAAGAAUUGAGGUUGGCAGCACGCUUCAUUCGAUAAUGCUGUGAACGAGGGUCUAUUUGGACGUCUAUCCGCAUGGCCACGGUUGGAAACAAGACAGAGAGCGAGCGGGCGCGGCCGCCGUCGCCGCCACCAGCGCGCUCGCGGACAACAUCUGUGCAGCUCGAACUGCUACCCCGGGCGCGGUCUGAGUCUGCGCCGUUUGAGUCGCGGUCGCGGACGAAUUCAGAGAAUCCAGGGAGGUCAGGAGGAGAGGGCGAGCUGCAUCAUCGGUUGCUGGGGCCGUCGUUGCAAAAGUCUGGGCAGGAUGGUGUCGAUCAGGUUGCUGUUAGUGAUAUUAUAUACCAGGCGUCUGCUGGGAGUAAAUAUUUCGAGCACCAGAAGCAGAAAGAGAAAGAGUUGACAAAGAAGGUUGAGGCGAUUCUGAAGCAAGCCGAGAAGGUCAGCAAGCAGGAUUUAGCAGCGGCAAAAGUGCUCGUGGAUGCGUUGGUCAAUAAAUUGGAAUCCACAAGGAUCCUAGACCAAACGAUCGUGCACAUUGACUGCGAUGCGUUCUACGCCAGUGUCGAGGAACUAGAUUUCCCAGAACUGAAAGAGAAGCCGUUCGCGGUCGGCAACGGCGUGCUGUGCACAUGCAACUACGAGGCGCGGAAAUUCGGCGUGAGAUCGGCGAUGGCUGAGUUUGUGGCCCGCAAGAUCUGUCCGCAGCUGAUUGUCUUGCCUCUGAAUUUUCCGAAAUAUAUAGCAAAAUCGAACGCGAUCAAGGCUAUUCUUUCGGAAUAUGACCCGAAUAUCUGCGCAAUGACCUUGGACGAGGCAUAUCUGAACAUCACAGAAUACUGCCAACGAGUUGGCAAAGACAGAGAGCUCGUCGUUCAGGAGAUACGCGAUCGAGUGUAUAGAGAGACACAGUUAACAGUCAGCGCCGGGAUCGGGCCUAACUCGCGAGUGGCGAAGAUAGCGUCGAAUAUGAACAAGCCGAACGGGCAGUUUGUGAUUGCAAACGACAGAGAGAGCGUGAUGGAGUUUAUGCGGACGCUUGAAGUUCGAAAGGUGACCGGUGUGGGAUAUGUACUUGAACGCCAGCUAAACGCAGUCGGCGUGAUCAAGUGCGGUGAUAUAUACGAGAAAGCGCCGUUGCUUCACGAGCUUUUCAGCGACAUCAACCUCUCUUUUCUACUCGACUGCUACCUCGGUCUGGGAUCAACAGUCAUCAAACCGAUCGAGCAAUACGAACGCAAGUCAAUCAGUUGCGAAACCACCUUCCGCGACCUCUCGAGUCCGUCUGAGAUCAAGCAGAAACUGUGGCAGGUGGCCACCGACCUCGAAAAGGACUGCAAGCGUCUGAAUAUCGCGGGCCGCAAGCUUGGACUCAAGAUGAAAAAACACACGUACGAGGCGCUGUCGCGGCAGAGACCGGUGGCGAAACCGAUUAAUUCGGCGGAAGAUCUGUAUAAGUACGGCGUGCAGAUGUUGGAGAAGGAGAUGCCGAUCACGAUCAGGCUGAUUGGGCUGCGACUUACUGAGCUGGUCGAUCUGAGCGUCGAGGGUCCGAUGAAGACGUUUUUGAAGGGGAGUAGGCGGAGUACGCAGGUACUCGCGGAUACUUCUGGCGGGUCAGGUGGCGCGGAGGAGACGGACGCUGCUGCUGAGGAUAUCGAAGAAGAUUUGGGGUUUAUGAUUCACUCGCAGGGGGAUAGCGGUCCCAACUACAGAAGCUGGUCAAAAGCGCAUACGGCCGCCAAUCUACCCUCUGCUCCGACCGAGUCUUCUGCCGGUAGCAGCAGCAGAAAGAGGAGCAGUAGCUCGCAACCGGACUUUUCAUCAGAAGCUCCCACAGAUCCCACCAGCCCACUUACCCCGCCUCCACCUGUCCCCGAUCCCACGCCCACCGACGACAGAAUCAAGGACGAAGGAGGACCGGCGGCGGAGCAAGUGGCUUGUCCGGUGUGCGGGAAUUUAGUCUCGGGGGAGCCUUCGGCGCUGAAUCAGCAUGUAGACUGGUGUUUGUCGCGGGGAGCGAUCUUGGAAGCUGUGCAGGAGACGUAUACGAAGCGGUUAAAGACUGGGUAGCCUUUCUGAUACAUCAAAGUAGACGAUUUGAACUUUUUUUUCAUUAUUUAGAAUAUAUACAAGGUGGGCUUCCAAGUAGAAUGUAUGAUAUGAAAUGAUGGAAAAUAAAGCCACAGAGUGCAACCAAAACCACAGAGUCCCCUAAACAUUCAACAUAAUGAUUCAGCAUCCUCUAGCUCUUUGAAGUGCCAGCUCUCCGCUCGAGCUCCUCAAGCCACAAUUUCUAUAAUCACAAAUUAGUCAGAAGAAAC
Molecule: messenger RNA, 2378 nt
Organism: Myxozyma melibiosi
Lineage: Eukaryota; Fungi; Ascomycota; Lipomycetes; Lipomycetales; Lipomycetaceae
Product: DNA polymerase kappa
Exons: 1
Coding region: 130-2127 (665 amino acids)
Biological process (GO): error-prone translesion synthesis
Cellular component (GO): nucleus
Molecular function (GO): damaged DNA binding; DNA-directed DNA polymerase activity
Source: RefSeq, a predicted model, not a curated record